Molecule: messenger RNA, 9550 nt
Organism: Podarcis raffonei (Aeolian wall lizard)
Lineage: Eukaryota; Metazoa; Chordata; Lepidosauria; Squamata; Lacertidae
Gene: MPRIP
Product: myosin phosphatase Rho interacting protein
Exons: 25
Coding region: 1442-8692 (2416 amino acids)
Biological process (GO): actin filament organization
Cellular component (GO): actin cytoskeleton
Molecular function (GO): actin filament binding
Source: RefSeq, a predicted model, not a curated record
GGAGGAGGAGUAGGAGUGCCCCCUCCCCCUAAACCCGGAGAGCGCGUGAGGAUUCCCUCCCCCGCUCCCCGCCCCCCUUUAAAUUCCUCCUCUUCUUUUUUUUUUUUUUGCUUGCAAACAUUUGGUGCAAAGAGGGGGAAAGGGGGGGGGAAAGCUGGGGAAAGAGAGACAAGAGAGCGCGGGGGCUGGGUGGCUUUUGCAUGCAAAAUGCCCCCCUGCAAGCCAUAAAGCAGCAGCAGAAGAAGAAUCCAGGAGAAGAAAGGGGCGAGAGGAAUCCAGGCGUUUCCUCCCCCCCCCUUCCUUCCUUCCCUCCCUCCCCCUUGGAUGGGCAGCCCGAGAGCGGGAGGAGGCGGUGGCGGCUGGAGCGGCGAGAAGGCCUUUUGCAAGGCGCCGGGAGGACCGGGCUCCGUUCCGGAUUGGUGCUGAGGCCCGGCAGGAUUGCCCCCCCCCUUGCCUCGCCGCCUCCCGGCGUUGGGGAGAAGUUGGAUUAUUUGGCGAGGAAGACGGGCGCCCUCCUCGUCUCACUCUUUUUUCCUGAGCUCAGCUGCUGUUUUGGGGUGUUGGUUUUUUUUUUGCAAAGCCUAACUUAAAAGGGGGAGAAAUCCCAUUGCAUUCUGGAUUUAUCCCUCUGGAUUAAUUCCUCCUCCGGGCGGUGGGGAUGAAGCGGCGGCGGCAGCAGCAACAUGGAUCCCCUCUGGAAGCGGCGGCCGGCCCUUUGCAAGCGCGCUUCGGGAUCCUGCGCGGAAAUUGCGCCUGAGGACGCCGACCAGGAAAGGAGCAAGUCUGCGCGCAAAGCUCUCAGCAUCCCUCCUUCGAAAGCGCACCGCUGCUCCUCGCUCCUCUCCUCCGGGAUCUGCCCACUUUCUGCUCCGUCGAAGGCCGACCUGCCUUGACAGCUGGAAUUUUCUUUUUUUUCUCCUCCACCCGCUUUUCUCUCUCGCUCCCUCUUUUUUCUGGCAACCUCCUGGAGCCUCAGAGAUCCAGAUUUGGGGAGCUGUUUGGUUUGCAAGCCCCGAUCUGCUUUAUCUAGCCUGCUCCGGGGCCACAUAAUUUUUUUCCUCUUCUUCCCAUUUCCUCCACGCCAGUUUUUUUUUGUUUCGUUUGCCUCUGGCGAAAAAAUAAAUAAAAUCGGGAUGUUCUUGCACGCCAGUUUCUCUGUUGCUCCGGAUUGCUCGCGAGGAGGCGUUUGUGGCCUAGCAGGCAGAUGAAAGGGCUUUGGCCCUGGUCAGUUUCCACUUUUGGUUUUUAAAAGGAUCCUGUUUUUUAUACAUAGAGAAAUAUUUAUACAAAGGAGAACGAAGCUUGCACAUUGUGUGUUUUUGGGUCCCUCCCCUUUAUUCCUCUUUUAAAAUAGUGGACGAAAGUUGGGAAAGGAGCAGCUCUGAUUUCUGGCCUCGUUCUCGCCCUCCUGUUUUCCUUUCUUCCCUGGGUAGACAACGCCAUGUCUGCUAAAGAUAAUCCCUGCAGGAAAUUUCAAGCUAACAUUUUUAACAAGAGCAAAUGCCAGAAUUGUUUUAAGCCUCGCGAGUCGCACUUGCUCAACGAUGAAGAUCUGAACCAGGCCAAGCCCAUUUAUGGUGGAUGGCUUUUGCUGGCGCCGGAAGGCACUGAUUUUGACAAUCCUGUGCACCGCUCUCGGAAAUGGCAGCGCCGGUUCUUCAUCCUCUACGAGCACGGCCUCCUGCGUUACGCCCUGGACGAGAUGCCAACCACCCUUCCCCAGGGCACCAUCAACAUGAACCAGUGUACGGAUGUCGUGGACGGGGAAAGCCGGACCGGGCAGAAGUUCUCCCUCUGCAUAUUGACGCCUGAGAAGGAGCACUUCAUCCGAGCAGAGAACAAGGAGAUCAUCAGCGGGUGGCUGGAGAUGCUGGUUGUCUACCCAAGGACGAACAAGCAGAACCAGAAAAAGAAGAGGAAAGUGGAGCCCCCGACUCCGCAGGAACCCGGCCCGGCAAAGAUGGCCGUCACCAGUAGCAACAUCCCUGGUGCAGAGAAGGUCCCGACCACAAAGUCCACCCUUUGGCAGGAAGAAAUGAGGAGCAAAGACCAGCCAGACGGCAACGGGGGACUCAGCCCAGCCCCAAGCCCUGUGCAAGGCCAGGGCCCCCCUGGAUGCUCCUUGAAGGAGCCGACGCUGGACAGCAAGGAAGACGACAGCAGCAUGCACGGCGACCGAAGCGACAGCGGGCGGAAAACUCGGGUGGAGAGCGGCUACUUCUCCUUGGAGAAGACGAAACAGGAUGGGAAGCCGGACGAGCAGCAGCUGCCGACCCCGCCAUCCCCUCCCAGCCCCAGCACCCCCAACAACAGGUACAGUGACUCCCAGUCGCCCUCCCCGGAGCAGAGCUGCCCCUUUCCUUCCCCAGGUGGCCCCCCAGGCAGCCGAAUGGUGUACAGCUUCUCCCUCAACUGCCUGGACUUGACGAGCGACUCCAUGUCCGGCUGCAAGGACUCGGCAGCGAGAGAUGGGGCGAGGGGAGCCGAGAGGCCGGGCCGCCCCCUUUCCUUUAGAGCAAGCCGGCAGUACGCCACCCUGGCCGAUGUCCCCAAGGCUGUCAGGAUUAGUAACCGGGAGGCUUUCCAAGCGGAGAGGAAGAGGCUGGAGCGGCGUUCCCGAGCUCGCAGCCCCGGAAGGGAAGAGGUGGCUCGGCUCUUUGGCAGCGAAAGGAGGCGGUCCCAGGUAAUUGAGAAAUUUGAGGCAUUAGAUAUUGAGAAUGCCGAGCACAUGGAGACCAACGCCCCCUCUGGAACUGCCCUCUCCAGUGAGACCCGGCAGGGCAGGAGCGAGAAGAGGGUUUUCCCCAGGAAACGGGACUUUGCUGCCGAAUCGGCAACCAGCCCCAUCCUGGACGUCUCGACUUCUCCCUUGUCCCCGCACCGCAGAGCCAAAUCGCUGGACAGAAGGUCGACUGAGUCCUCCAUGACGCCUGACCUGCUGAACUUCAAGAAGGGAUGGCUGACCAAGCAGUACGAGGAUGGACAGUGGAAGAAACACUGGUUUGUGCUGACAGAUCAGAGCCUGAGAUACUACCGGGAUUCUGUGGCAGAGGAGGCUGCUGAUUUGGAUGGGGAAAUUGAUUUGUCAACAUGUUUUGAUGUCACGGAAUACCCCGUCCAGCGGAACUAUGGCUUCCAAAUCCAUACUAAAGAAGGCGAGUUCACCCUCUCUGCCAUGACCUCGGGGAUCCGCAGGAACUGGAUCCAGACGAUUAUGAAGCAUGUUCGCCCCACCACUGCUCCAGAUGUGACCAGUUCUUUGCCCGAGGAGAAAAGCAAAACCAGCUCGUCCUUCGACGCCUGCCCCAAGCCGAGCGAGAAACAGGACGCCGAGCAAGCGGAAAUCGACCCUGAGCACAAGCGCAGCCGCGCCCGGGAGCGCCGGCGCGAAGGCCGCUCCAAAACCUUCGACUGGGCCGAGUUCCGCCCCAUCCAGCAAGCCCUGGCUCAGGAGAGAGCCAGCGUGGCGGACGCUUCCAAAGGCAGCGGCGCCCCUUUCGCCAAGGAGCCCGGCUCCACGGAUGCAGACCCCGGGGAGCUGGAGAGGGAGCGUGCGCGGCGGAGGGAGGAGAGGCGCAAGCGGUUUGAGAGCCUGGAUGCCCCUGACGGGGGAGGCCCAGAAGACUUUUCCCGCAUGGAGGUGGACAGGCUCCCGGGGCUGCCCAGCCCUUCGGAGACCAAGCCGCAGAACGUCCACGUGGAGAUCGAGCAGCGGUGGCACCAGGUGGAGACGACCCCUCUGCGCGAGGAGAAGCAGGUCCCCAUAGCCCCUCUACACCUCGCCCAUCCGGAUGAUAGCAGCGAGGCUCUCCACAAGCAGCACCUCACCACACUCCUGGAGAAGGAGCUGGAGCAGAGCCAGAAGGCAGCCUCUGAACUCCUGGAGCAGAACCGCGCUCUGCAGGACCAGCUGAAAGUAGCUUUGGGCCGGGAGCAGAGUGCCCGGGAAGGUUACGUCCUGCAGACCGAGGUGGCCACCCCCCCAUCGGGGGCCUGGCAGAGGCUCCAUAAAGUCAAUCGAGACCUCCAGAGUGAGCUCGAAGCCCAGUGUCAGCGGCAGGAACUGAUCAACCAGCAGAUCCAGUCACUUAAGCGUAGCUAUGGGGAGGCCAAGGAUGUGAUCCGGCACCACGAGGCAGAGAUCCAGAGCCUACAAGCGAGGCUCAGCAAUGCUGCCGCAGAGCUCUCCAUCAAAGAGCAGACUCUGGCAAAGCUGAAGAGCGACCUGAAGGCCGAGCGGAAGAAAGCUCAGGAGCAGAUGGAAGAGUGGCAGCACAGCGAGGAGGCGCUGAGCUCGCAGCUGAAAGCCAGCGAGCAGAAGCUCAAGAACGCGGAGGCACUCCUGCUGGAGAAGACCCAGGAGCUGAGAGAUCUGGAGACGCAGCAAGCUCUGCAGAGGGACUACCAGAAGGAAGUGCAGCGGCUCCAGGAUCGGAUCGCUGGCCUCAGCCAGCAGCUGAGUGCCAGUGAGCAGUCUCAGAUGCUGAUGGAGGAGAAGCUGCAGAGGAAUUAUGAGGCUUUGCUGGAGAGCUGCGAGAGGGAGAAGCAGGUCCUCAUCCAGAGCUUGAAGGAAGCGGAGGACAAAGCCAGCGAGUACGAGAACCAGCUUCAGAACAACGAGCAGCAGAUGGAGGUUCUGCAGAAGGAGAAGCUGUCCGUCAAAUUUGAAAGCAGCGAAAUUGUCCACCAGCUGGAAGAGCAGCUCGAAAUGAAAGAAGCCAGCAUCCAAAAGCUCGCCGAACACAUCAAGAGCCUUGAGGAGGAAAGCGAUCAGAUCAAAUGCCGGUUCCAAGAGCUGAUGAACCAGGUUGCUGAGUCUGAUAACGAGGUCGCCAAGCUGCAAGCCAAGCUGCAGCUGGAGGAGAGCAACUACCAUGCCCUGGAGCACUCCUACGAGGUGGUGUCAGGGCAGUUCCAGAACUUGCAGGCGGUGCUGAAGGAAAAGGAGGAGGAGCUAAGAGUGGUGAGGGAAGCCCACUCGAGAAUUGUGGAAAAUAAGGACCAGGAGCUUGCGGAACCUUUCUUAAAAAUAGCUGCCGUAAGUAGCAGUCCAGAAAACGUGGAAGAUCAGCAGACGCAAGACGAUGAGUUGAAAACAUCAACUGGUGAGAGCUUAGCACCAUGUGUUGCGACGGAAACAGGUGGUCAAGUUGUGGAGACAGCACAACAUUCACAGCUUCAAAGAAGACUUCCAGUCUCAGAGUGCAUGCUCACUGAGGAUCAGGGCCCCAAUAUCAGUCACAGGCAGAUCUGUGAGCACCCAGCAGUGAACCCAGAAGAGUGUAGGUCUACCUCUAAGUCUACAGACCUUCAAGAGAGAGAGAUUUGCCAGAAGGACUCUGCAAAAUCAGACACAGAAACCCCCGGAGCCAAAAGGCAAAGGAUACGUUUCUCCAACAUCCAGUGCCAAAAAUAUAUCCACCCUGAUGGAUCCGAGAAGAUGUGGACCAGCAGCACUUCAUCAGACACCAGCCAAGACAGGUCACUUUCGGAGGACAGUAUGUCAUCAGAACCAGCUCCGAGUUACCCAGGCACAGGUGAUUCGGAGACUUACCUGUCUAUCAUCCACGCCCUGGAAACCAAACUUUUCAUCACAGAAGAAAAGCUCAAAGAUGUGACCAUGAAACUCGAAAGCCAGCAGGGCCACAAUCAAGACACCCUCAUCACGCUUCACCACCAGUGGGCCAGCACAGAAGCACAGCUGAGGGAGCAGCUUCAGGAGAGCUUGGCUCAAGUCAGCAGGCUGGUCUCACAGCUGGAGGGCGAGAAGCAAGAAAAACACAAGCUGCUUGAGAAUCACAUCCAUGAGCUGGGAAGGUUCCAUGGGAGAAACAACCAAGCCUUGGUGUGCUUAGAGCAAUGCAGAGAACAGCUAAGAACUUUGUCCAGAUGUGAGACGGAGCAAGAGAGAGAGGUGCUUUUGGGUGUCCUGUCCAAUACGGAAACUUCUUUAUCGGAUGCAGUCCUCGUGUUGCAACAGGCACUUUCUUCGCCUGGUCAUCUGGCAGAAGAAUUGUCUGCAGCCCAAGCAUUGCAUGCAGAAGGCAGCAGCUUGGGGGAGGAGGAGAAAGCUGCCCUCCAGCAGCAACAAGUAGGGUUUUCUGAACAAGACCAGCUGCGGAUGCUUUCCAGGAGGGUGGCUUUUGAAGCCAGCUUGAUCAACCAGAUAGCAGAGUCUCUGACAGAUGCAACCUCCAAGAUUUCCUUAGCCCUGAGAGAGAUUCAUGGUACAGUGGAUGCAGUCUUGCUGGAGCCUUCAAAUAUUUCACAUAUUGCAGUGGCCUUGGCUGACGUCUUAUCUAAAAAGCUAGUGUUGGAAGAUGAGUUUUGGAGCCAGGUGGAGGAGCUAAGGAAGAAUUUGAGUGCCAAGGAAGAAGAGGGGAAGGGAAAGGGGGAGGCCCAGUGUUUAAACAUUCCUCAGUGCCUCAUUCAUUCAGUGGCAGACAGCACGCUGAUUAAAGCAGAGCUCAGUUUUGUUGCCCAGAAAAUGAGAGAGUCCUUUCAUCAGAGAUUAAAGGCCAUCGAAGAAGACCUCCACAACACCAGAACAGCCCUUCAGCAGCACAAGUGCAUGCUGGAGGAAAUCAUUAAAGCAUACCAGACUCCUGAAUUUGACAGCGUUAUGCAUCAGAUUUCCAAAGCCCUUGAAAUCCAAGAGGGCACUUCAGCUUGGGAUGCCAGCCUUCCUGGCUUCAUGCCAGAAGCCCACACUUUGCAGGAUCUUGGCAGUCAAGCUCUAGCUGCCAUUCAGGGCGAUCUUGCUCAGCAGCUCAAAGACAGAGCAAAUGUCCUGAAAGAAAUAUCUGCUGCUCUCCUGUCUCUGUCCCCUGACGAGGCCCUGAAAGACUGCCGCAAGCUGCUAAGGAUUUCUUCCAGUCCUCCCUACGAUAUGUGUCUGGGGGAUCUUGAGCGCUACUCGUCUCUGCUUGUUCAAGAUGCGAUUAUCCAGGCCCAGGUCUGUUACGGGGCUUACAGGGCAAGGCUGGAGUACGCCAAGGAGGCAAGGCUGUACAAAGAGUCCCUGCACAAUGUGGAUGCUCUGUGUCAGGAACGCAUCAGGGCAGUUGCCACCCUCCGGGAGGAAUACGAAGAGCUCCUCCGAAAGCAACAGGGCAAGUAUGCCGAGAUGAUUGCUGUGCUUGAAAGGGAGAAUUCGGAGCUCAAGGCCAAAGUGGAGCAGCUUGAUAAUCAGCGGAAACUCCUGGAAGAAGAAGAACAUAAGCAGAGCAAGAAAAUACUGGAGCUUCAGGACACGUAUGAAGAGGAGAUCCGGAACGUGGUUGAGCAGCUUCACAAGACCGAGGAUGCUCUGAAAUCAGAACAGACUGAAGGGCUGCAGCGACUAGAUUCUCUUGCGCGGGAUAAGCUGAACUUGGAGACUUUCCACCUUGAGCAGAUCCAAACUCUAGAGGACAAGUUUCAAGUCAAGAUGAAGGAACUGCAGGUCUUCCACAAUGAAGAGCUGCUGGCCUUGCAGAAGCGCUACGAGCAAGAGCUGCAGGGCUUGCAAGCAUCUCUGGAGCAGUACCAGAAUCAGCACUCAGAAGCACUGCCUGCUGUGGCAUUGGGUGCAGGAGAAGCAUGGGCUGCUGAUAAGCCCGACGGUGGGGUGCAGGGCUCAGAGAGCGAGCUGGACGCCAUGCACGGCUUGAGAGAGCGCAUUCAAGAGCUGGAAGCCCAAAUGAACAUCAUGAGAGAUGAGCUGGAGAACAAGCACCUCGAAGGCAAUGCGUCCACUCUGAGGGAGAAAUACCAGAAGGACUUUGAGAAUCUUAAGGCAACUUGCGAACGAGGGUUUGCAGCUAUGGAAGAGACCCAUCAGAAGAAGAUAGAGGACUUGCAGAGGCAGCACCAGCGAGAACUGGAGAAGCUAAGGGAGGAGAAAGACCGCUUGCUAGCUGAGGAGACGGCAGCCACCAUCUCAGCCAUAGAAGCCAUGAAGAACGCCCACCGGGAAGAGCUGGAGCGGGAGCUGGAGAAGACUCACCGCUCGCAGAUCAGCAGCAUCAACUCAGACAUCGAAGCACUCCAGAGGCAAUACUUGGAGGAGCUGCAGUCUGUCCAGCGUGAACUUGAAGUUCUCUCCGAGCAGUAUUCUCAGAAGUGUUUGGAAAAUGCUCACUUGGCCCAGGCCCUGGAAGCAGAGAGGCAGGCCCUCCGUCAGUGCCAGCGGGAGAACCAGGAGCUCAAUGCACACAACCAGGAGCUGAACAACCGCCUGGCUGCAGAGAUCACACGGUUACGGACCCUGGUGACUGGGGAGGGUGGGAUCGAGAUGGCUGGCUCACCUCUCACCCAAGGCAAGGAUGCCUACGAGUUGGAGGUCUUGCUGCGAGUCAAGGAAUCAGAAAUACAGUACUUGAAGCAGGAGAUCAGCUCCUUGAAGGAUGAACUGCAAACAGCAUUGAGGGACAAGAAAUAUGCCAGUGAUAAGUAUAAGGACAUUUACACGGAGCUCAGCAUUGUGAAGGCCAAGGCGGACUGCGACAUUAGCAGGUUGAAAGAGCAGCUCAAGGCGGCCACUGAAGCCCUUGGCGAGAAGUCCCCAGAGAACACCACUGUGUCUGGAUACGAUAUUAUGAAAUCCAAAAGCAACCCUGAUUUCUUGAAGAAAGACAGGACCAGCGUUGGCCGGCAACUGAGAAAUAUCAGGUCAAAGUCCGUUAUUGAGCAGGUCUCAUGGGAUAACUGAAAUGCACCAGAUUCCAGGUUCCCUGUCACAUAGAGUCUGAAGGAAGGCCUGACCGUGCAGGAGCGCCUCAAGCUCUUUGAAUCCAAGGACUUGAAGAAAGACUAGUUCUCUCCUUCCUAUUUGGCUUGACCACGCACACCUCCCUGCUUGCGGCAUCACAGCACAAGCACCCUUCUGUUUUUUGUUCUCUAGGAUCCUCACUGCUGUUGCUUGUGUGUGGGGUUUUUUCUGUUGUUGUAUGGAUGCUCCAGAAGACUGGAAAAUGCUGGGAGUUCUUCUGCCCACCAUCAAAUGAACUUCCCAACUUCUUAGUCCUAACUUACAAAGCUUUUAACCUUGGCAAGAGGGCUGGGAGAAAUUGGGGAUAUGCUCCCCACCCCCCUUGGCUCUCUACAAAAACAUCCUUCCUACUGUAUAUCCAUUACACUAAGUGUCAGUAUUAAGGCUCAACAGCCUGUUGAUAAGCUAGCUCUGUUUUACCAAAUUCUUUGGUGUAGUGACAGGGCCCUGGGAUGGGGGGAGGGAGGCAACACACUGUGCUUAGCUCUGCCACUGUUGAGAGGAAUCCAGCACUUAAGUGCAUGCUUUGGAUCAAAUUUUGAACCACUGAAACAAGACAUGCAGAUCUGUUUUUGGCAUAAUCAGUGCCCUUAGUGAAAGCUUGUUUGUUGCAACAAGAUAAUUGGCUUAGAAAAAGACAUUUGUGGCAGUCCUGAUUUGUAGCUUGGUGUUUAACUAUGUGGUCAGUUUGGAAUUUAUUCCCUUAAUGCCACUUAGAUCUUCUUGAAAAGCUUUUAAGUUGCUUUGCAUACAAACAGUUGCAGGCAUUGAUGUGCAAUCAGCUUGUGAUGAAAUUAA